GUGGCGCGAGGAUGCGCAUGCGCGUGGGACUCGGCUCCGCAGCCAAUGAGGGGCUUGGCCCUGGUCGCUAGGAUACACAGUACCGGUCGCAGUAACUGUCAUCUUGAGAGGCAACUUGUGCUAGAGCAAGCCGAGCUGAGACAGGGCACCCAAUACCCAGCAUGUCGGAGAGGAGAAGCCGCAGAGGGUCCUCUGCUGCUGGCCGCCGGGGGCAUACCCGCUCUCGCACUGCCCGAGCGGAACUGAUAUUUUCCGUUAGCCAGAUGGAGCGAGGUCUGUGGGAAGGCCACUACGCCCAGCGCCUGAGUGACAACGCGCCAAUCUACCUUGCUGCUGUCAUCCAAUAUCUGACGGCCAAGAUCCUGGAGCUGGCUGCCGAGGAGGCUGACAACAAUGGAGGAGAGAGGAUCAUCACUCCGCGGCUGCUGGACCUGGUGAUUCGUAAUGAUGGGCUGCUGAGCACCCUCUUCCGAAACAUACUCAUCUCUCAAGUGGCUCCUGGCCCAAACUAGCUGCUGACGACGCCAGCAUCCUGGGACCUGGCAGGUCCACUCAUCCACCCACCUGGCCCCAAAACCCCCGGCCCCAAA
This is a messenger RNA of Callithrix jacchus (white-tufted-ear marmoset), 590 nucleotides long. RefSeq names its product histone H2A-Bbd type 2/3-like. Gene Ontology annotation, cellular component: nucleosome. Gene Ontology annotation, molecular function: protein heterodimerization activity; DNA binding; structural constituent of chromatin. Lineage: Eukaryota; Metazoa; Chordata; Mammalia; Primates; Cebidae. The record is from RefSeq and is a predicted model, not a curated record.